This is a messenger RNA of Tinamus guttatus (white-throated tinamou), 189 nucleotides long. Lineage: Eukaryota; Metazoa; Chordata; Aves; Tinamiformes; Tinamidae. The record is from RefSeq and is a predicted model, not a curated record.
AUGAAAUGUGUGGGUAACUUGAAGUUUUACUUGCAUUUUAACAGUGAAAGCAAGUUGAGUACAUUGGUACAGAAGCUUCAUGAUUUCUUGGCACACUCGUCGGAAGAAUCUGAGGACGCAAACUCUCCUCCUGCAUUUGCCAAAAAAAAAACCACAGGUAAAAAUAGCGAACCUGAAAAUAGUCCGACU